Molecule: messenger RNA, 660 nt
Organism: Triticum aestivum (bread wheat)
Lineage: Eukaryota; Viridiplantae; Streptophyta; Magnoliopsida; Poales; Poaceae
Exons: 3
Coding region: 174-557 (127 amino acids)
Source: RefSeq, a predicted model, not a curated record
CUCUAUAUAAAUUACGGACCCGAGGUGAGCAGUGUCAUCGCUUGCUGUUCAUCAUCGUCCACUCCACUCCAGUCUCCAGUCUCCAGUCUCCAGGCGAGUCCGUCCGCCCGUGCCGGCGUCAGCGUUGCAGGCCAGUGGCUGCGUGCUUGUGCAGGAACUUGUGACGACCAGAGAUGAAGGCAGGACGCGGUGCCACCAUCGCCCUUUUGCUGCUGCUGCUGAGCUCCGGUCCCGGCAUGGCUACGCCGGCGGCGGCAGAGGUCGAUGUUCAGCACUACACCGACGGGCUCGGAAUGUGGGUCUGCACGGUGUAUGCCCGUCUGGGACCAAUCGACAAGGCGACGUGCGAUUGGAUGUGCAGGCUGUCCAACAACUCGACGACCAGCGGCGGCCUGCAAGUGCGGCUCGGCGACGACUACGAUUGUUGCGACAGAGGCUGCCGCUGCUCCUUCUGCGUCUCUGUCUACACAAUUGGCGCCGGACAUGCUGCUGCCGCCGCUGCUGUGUGGCCGAUCGCGCUGUCCAGCCUCCUUGUGCUGCUGGUGAUGCUGGCGUAGUUCAGAGUUACCCCCCGUAGCCGUGCACUGUGCGUGCGUGAGGUUCAGAGUUUCUUCAGGAUGCAUCUACUAGUGUUGGUCAGUGUUGGAGCUGGGCACUAGC